AUGCAGCGGAAUUCUGGUACAGCGCGACGCUGCUCCUCAGCCGGCGUCCCAACAAAGUCCUUGUGCCUCUCCUGGCUUCGAGCGUGGAGGGAUGAGGCGGCGGAGAGGCGCUCGAGCUCAGCGCGCAUCUACAACACGGCCUUACAAGCCCUCAAGAGCUGUCCGCUCUACGAGCACGAUGCGCAUCCGGCUCAGCUGAUGUCUCUGGAUGCCGUAGGCCCAACACUAGCACAGCGACUCGCUGAGCAGCUCAAAGACUGGUGCAAAGACAACAAUAUGCAGAUGCCGGCGCGAGCCACCUCAUCGGCGCAAGCACGACAGGCUAGCUCCUACAAGUCGGAUAGCUUCCAGCGCAAAGUGUCUUGGGCGGCUUUCUCAACAACGAGCAGCGGAUCGAGCGAGGAUGAAAGCCGGCAAGAGCGCACGGGAACAGGACAAACGCAAUCUGUUGGAGCACAAGCUCGCCAGCAGAGCGCAGCUUCUAGCAAAAGCAAACGAGACGCGGAUGCUAGAAACAGAACAUCGAAGACGGCAGCAGCAGCAGCAGCACCGCGAGAUGGCAGCGCACCGAUCAGCAAGCCUGUGAAGCAAUACAUACCCGCCCAUCGCUCCGGUGCGCACGGAAUCCUUGUCGCCUUGUUUUCAAUGACUAGGGAAGUGCCGCGGCUGGACGACGUAGCAGCCUCAAGUGAUGAUCGCCAGGCUUCGUGUUCCCUGCCACCCUCGAUGAAGCGCACCAAAGAGCCCGUACCAUUCAGCUACCUCUCCAAGCAGCAGAUCAUCGAUCUAGCCAAAUCCUUCUCGGAUGCGUCUUAUGAGCAACGAGCUCUCCCGCCUGCAAUGGCACGCGGACCCAUCAGCUUCAAUACGGCUUGGAGCGCCAUGAAGACGCUGAUUGGCCGAGGGUACGUCUACAGGACCGGCAAUCCGCCUCGCUUCGGACUGAGCGCCCUUGGCUUCGAGGUAGCCGAGCAGUGUGCUAUCAAAGACGAUGUGCAAGCAGGGCAGGCAAUCUCGCUGGAACAAGGCUUCGAAGGAGAAGAGAAGCUGCCGAUGGUGAGUGCCGCUGGAAAGGGUCAGCGCGUACAAGCUGCAGGUCAAGCUGGACCAGCGAGAAGCGGCAACACCAAAACUUUCUGCUUCACGUACGUCGAUCCGAGCGGUGCCCACGUUCUGUAUCGCAAUAAAGCAGCAGUACGCCUCAGCGAUGUGGACUACACUCCCCUCUAUCGCAUCGUCUAUCCGACGGAUCAACGGGACCACGUCUUUGUCAAGUCUUGUCUGGAUACGGCGUCAGAGGAAGCCAAUGUGGAGCGGAGCGGCGACGUGGAACUGCUGGAGGGCUGGGUCAGAGAAUCUGCCUCGAAUGAGAGAGCAUCUGGCUUAGCGCCAUCCACGGCUCCAUCACAUCGGGGGUCACUCGCGUCUUGCGAGGACAUCCCGUCGAUACCCGCUGGUCAGCGCGGCGCUGCUGACAAGGAAUUGAACGCGGAAAGGCUUGCCGCAAGGCCUGCAGCCAGCAUCAACGCCGGGCGCGCGUCCUCGGGACCGGGUACACAAAGCCUCACAUCCAGGAAGCACGCAGUAGCAGUCAGCGGUCGCACGCGUAGCAAUCCCAAACGCUCCCGCAAGCGAUCGAAGAUCUCUGCUUCGUCAUCCUCAUCAGACUCGGAAUCGGAAUCAGAAUCAGACGGACGUGACAUCGAGGAGGAGACGACGACGACAUGUGCUUCACAUCAGCCUAGCAAGCGCGCCAGUGCUGCUACUACAAGUGUGCUUCCGCACGGUGCAAGCAAAACCGUCGCACGAAUGGCACGCAGCAAUACCGAUCGGUCGCGGAGGAAGCCACUGUCGCCCGCAGCCAAGGCCGGUACAAGCCCUUGCGCGCCUUGCCUUCAGCUGCUAUCCUCCAGUCCACCCGUUCAAGAACAAUGCGCAGAACAAUGCAACUCGUCUCCACCUCCUCUGUCUUCGCUCUUGUCGAACCGUUUUGCAAGGCAAGCACUCCGACCAAAGACGCCUUCCGACAACACUCAGCCUGCAUCUCGGCGCUCGGCAAGCGGGAGUACGGCCAGCAGUGCUCAGAAAAAGCGCCGGAACUUUUGCGAUGCGGAAAUCAUAGAGCUAUGUUGA
Messenger RNA from Ceraceosorus guamensis, 2133 nucleotides. RefSeq lists its product as hypothetical. Gene Ontology annotation, biological process: mitotic intra-S DNA damage checkpoint signaling; resolution of meiotic recombination intermediates; double-strand break repair via break-induced replication. Gene Ontology annotation, cellular component: nucleus; Holliday junction resolvase complex. Bases 1 to 2133 code for a protein of 710 amino acids. The record is from RefSeq and is a predicted model, not a curated record. The transcript has a single exon. Gene Ontology annotation, molecular function: crossover junction DNA endonuclease activity; 3'-flap endonuclease activity. Lineage: Eukaryota; Fungi; Basidiomycota; Exobasidiomycetes; Ceraceosorales; Ceraceosoraceae.